ACCGAAUAUUUCAGAACACCUCCGAUCUAAAGAAGUUUUAUAUUUUUUGUUUAUUCGUGUCGUGCCCACAUAUUCACGCAGCAGCAGUAGAAACAUGAGGAUAUUUUUCUUUGAUUUAAUAUAACUAAACUCUGUUCCUCCGCCCUCUUUGGGGAAAAGUGCGUGUAAGUGGGUGUGUCGAGUGAGUUUAAAAUUUAUGAUGAGUUAAAGUUUGAUAAUGGCCAUGUGGACUCUCGCGGAGAAACAGGGUCAUCUGGAACUUCUCCUAAGCGACCGCUGGGUUCGGGUCUCCGCUGAACUCACCCGGGACACCCUCACACUCACGGCGGCGAGCGAAGCGAGCGAGCCCGCGGGCUAUCCGAAGCACAACUCUCACUUGAGAAACGGCCGUUCCAAUGGAAAUGAACUUAUUCGAGAGCUUUAUCCGAGCCCAGAUCGGCUCAACGGGACCGGCUCAGACUCGGACUCCAGCGGGUACUGUGACCCGGUGGGGCCGGAAGGGGUCCGGAGGGUUCUGAUAGUCAAACAGGAGUCCGGCGGGCUUGGGAUCAGUAUUAAAGGCGGACGGGAGAACCGCAUGCCCAUCAUCAUCUCGAAAAUCUUCCCCGGUUUAGCAGCCGAUCACAGUAGAGCUCUGCGCGUCGGCGACGCGAUCCUGUCCGUCAACGGCAGCGACCUCCGUGACGCCACGCACGACGCGGCGGUGCAGGCGCUGAAGAAGGCCGGGAAGGAGGUGACGAUGGAAGUGAAGUACAUCAGGGAGGUGUCUCCUCUCUUAAGGAAGUCCUCCAUGAGCGCAGAGCUGUCGUGGGACAGCCAUCUUCAGUCUCCAAACGUCAGUUGCAGCAGCGACGAUUCUCCCAAGAGCAGCACGUUCCGCGACAGGAAGAUCAUCCCACUGAAAAUGUCUUUCAUCAGCCGCAACCUCACCAUGGCUGACCUUGAGAACAGGUUGUUGGAGCUUCACUCUCCGGAUGGUCAGCACACUGUGGUGUUGCAGUGUAAAGACGGAGCAAUUGCUCACUCCUGGUUCACAGCCAUUCACACCAACAUCACUGCCCUGCUGCCUCAAACACUUGGCCUCAUCAACACCUACCUGAACAACACCAACACACAUUGCACGCUCAAACACAUCGGCUGGCUGGCAGAGCAGUUGGAGUUGGACGGCCAGCGACAUCAAUACAGACGCAUCGUCAUGGCGCUAACAGAGAAAGACAUCCUGCUCUUCCAGUCAGUGCCUUGGACGUACAAGAGCUGGACCGCCCCUCUCCUCACACACCCUAUACUCGAUACACGGUUGGUUCACUCGGGCAGCGUCCUCAGCUCUCCGGCUCUUGGUGGAGAUCUGGUAUUCACCACUCGUACAGGCACAGGUCAAGGAGUCGAGUCUCACGUGUUUCGCGUGGAAACUCACUGGGACCUGUCCACGUGGAUGCGAGCGCUGGUGCAGGGAGGACAUUCAGCUGCGGAGCUCAUCAAAGAAGUUUCUGUAGGCUGUGUGCUAAACAGACAGGAAGUGCGUCUAGUCUUGCAUUACGACAGGGGUUUCACUGUCACGCAGGAGUCUGGGGAGUCAGUGCUCCUUCACCUCCCGUACGAGCGGCUUAAAAUGUCUGCAGAUGAUGGGGUCAAAAAUCUCUACCUGGACUUCGGUGCUCCAGAGGGCGAGAUGGAACGCCACGUUUUCAAGACACCUGACGCUGUUUUUCAGUUGUUUUUCAAAUGUAAAAGUGCUAGACAGGAGCAAUUACACCCAGUAUUACACCUGCUUUUGCAUUUCCUGUUGCUGCUGGCACAUAGCUCGAGUCUGUGUUUGUAGCCAGCUCACCUGCUUAGCAUUGUUUAUUCUUCUGUUUUCUGCGUACCAUUGUUUAUUUUUUUCUUUCUUUUUUUUUAUGAAAUAUCUUUAAUCUUGGCCUUUUACUGCAUGCAUCUGUUUUUCCACUUUUCUACUUUUAUCGUGAUUCUACUGUGUGCAUCUGUUUUUUCCUCUGUUUUUACACGGUUUAUUGUAUCAAUAUCAAACCACUGCUGCUCAGGAACUACCAUAAUACCAACAAACAGCUGUGUUAGGGAUUCACAUCGAUCUUAAACACCUGCUGCUCAGGAACAACCACAACAACAAACAACUGCGGUAAGUCAUGGCAUCAGCACACGUUAUUGCUACUUGCACUGCAUGCCACAUGUUUAUGAUAGCUUCAUCCGUAUAUGAUAAAUAUAAGGAAUUAGUAAGGCUGACGGAGAAGAUUAAUGAGUAAGAGACAAGCAUCUGAACGCUAGUGGAGGUCAGUAAGAAAGAGAAGUUGGUAGAUAUUGUUUGGGAUACGGGUAGUACAGCGAGCAACACACACUUUGUUUCCGUGUAGUACAGCAAGCAACACACACUUCGGUUCCGGCAGUAGAACAUCGCAGCAGGAUGUUUGGGUGACGUCUUGGUGGCAUACUCAUUUAGCAUAGUGACCCCACUCUCUCAUUCCUGUUAGGAUUUCCAACAGAUUCUCCUUAUUCAGUGAUGCACCCACUGAGAAGCCUGUUGGAAGCACCCUGGUUAUAGGAGAUUCUAUUGUAAGGAACGUGGAAAUAGAGACACCUGCCACCAUUAUUAAAUGCUUGCUGGGGGCGAGAGUGUCUGACAUCAGAUCAGAUUUUCAAGUACUGGCUAAUGCUAAAUGUAGAUUUUCUAAGAUUGUUAUUCAAGCCAGCACUAACAAUGUCCAGCUCAAUGUGGUGAUGAGGUUUAUGGUAGAUUAGUGUUACUGAAUGGCUGGAUGUCUGAGUGGUGUCCGGAGAAUAGCAUAGGAUUUAUAGACAUUUGGAUGAGUUUUUGGGGUAGACCUGACCGGCUAAAGAGAGACGAACUCCAUCCCUCCAGGGAAAGUGCCACUCUACUCUCUAGUAAUUAAACUCAUAGUCUUAAAGGAAUAGUUCACCCAAAAAUGAAAAUUCUCUCAUUUACUCACCCUCAUGCCAUCCCAGAUGUGUAUUACUUUCUUCUGUAAGUUCUUCUGUAACUUAACCAACCAUCUGCUAGCUGCCUUGAGACGUCACACAGGUCACAUAAACUACAACACAUAGAAACUGUAUCACCUAGAUAUCAUAGAGAGACUAUGUUUGUUCCCUGAACUACCAAACACAAAACCCUCAUUGACGGUCUAGAUGGCAACGUUGGAAGUGUAAUCGAGCUUGAAAUUACGAUCACCAAGGAGACUGCUGUCAAGAUGUACAGUGAAAAAGGAUUUUUUUCAUUUUGGUCUUAUCACACAAAUCCAACUGGAUCGCUUCAGAAGACAUUGAAACCUGGCUUAAACCAGAUGAAUAUAUUAGUUUAAGCUAGUCUACUCCCCCAGGUUGUUGUUAUAAACAUGAGCCUCGUCUGAAUGGUUGAGGAAAGGGUGUUGCUUCGAUUUACAGCGAUUUACAGUGAACAAAAGCCUUCAUCGACCAACUAACAAAGGACAAUGCAUCUAUGUGAACUUCUGCAGGUAAUCCAGGAUGAACUUCAAAGACAUUGGUCAUUAAUCUUACAGUUCAUACAAAAUCUUAGUUUAAACACUGGCCCUUAACACUUACUUAGUUUACUAAUUUUAAACCAUGACUUGCACUGCACACAAAUAACUAAUAUUGGCAAUAUAUUCAUGAUGUCAGCCAGAGGGGAACUGGCCCCCACAGUGAGCCUGGUUUCUCCCAAGAUUAUUUUUCUCCAUUAACCAACAUCUUAUGGAGUUUUGUGUUCCUUGCCACAGUCAUCUUCGGCUUGCUCACUGGGGUCAAGAUACAAGUUCAGUUCUUUUGAAGUGAUAGUGCUUAAUGUGACAUUGUCUGAUAUAAUGAUGUAGCUUUUGCUACAGUAUAUAGACCAGUGGUUCUCAACUGGUUUUGCUUCGGGACCCAGAUUUUACAUUGAACAUCAAGUGGUGACCCACCAUAGUAAAAAAGUAAACUGUAUUUAUAUAUAUUUAUAUUUACAUAUAUUACACAAGAGGAAAUCUUAAUAAUUUGUCACCAAGACUUGGAAGUCCAGACUUUAAAGCCCUUUAUGUACUUUCCCUUAUAUUUACAGUGUAAUGCCAAAUAAGCACAGGUAAGACCAUGGAUGCUCCUCAUUACCAUGGUUAGGUCAGUGUAGAUAGUCUUAAAUAAUAAUUAUAAUAAUGCUGAAUAAAAAUGAGGUUUUACUUGACUUCCUCCAAAGCGCUUUAAACUAGAAAACUCUCAUUAGAAUUCGAAUGGGUAACAUCAGUUUUGAGGUCUGGUGCCGCACUAUUGAGGGAAACCCGGUUGUUGUGCGCGCAAGCCAGAGAGUAAAGCAGAUAAUAAGCACAAGCUGAUUCCAUUACACUCUCGAUAGAUGUACUGUUACAUUGUCUUCUAAAGCAAAGAAAAUGGGUGUUAUAUUUGAUAGCAAUCUGUCCUUUGAAAAUCAUAUUUCCAAAGUUUGUAGAAUAGCAUUCUUCCACCUCAGAAAUAUUGAUAUGCAAUGACACAUGCUCUCUGUUUCUGAUGCUGAAAAAUUAAUUAAUGUGUUCAUGACCUCAAGACUAGAUAAUUGUAAUGCAUAACUGGGAGGAUGUCUUGUAGGUUCAGUAAAUAAACUUCUAUUGGUUCAAAAUGCUGCAGCUAGAGUGCUGACUAGAACCAAGUAAUAUGAUCAUAUUAGCCCUAUUUUAUCAUCAGUGCAUUGGCUACCUGUUAAAUAUUGUAUUAAUUAUGUUAACUACUUACAAAGCUUUGAAUGGUCUAGCUACACAGUAUUUAAGCAACCUUCUAUCAUGCUAUAAUCCAUCACGUUCACUGCAGUUGCAAAAUUGCAGCCUGUUAAUAAUAAUCCAAAUAAGGAGGUAGAUUAUUUUCUAGUUUGGCUCCUAAACUAUGGAAUAGUCUUCCUAGCAUUGUUCAGGAUUCAGACACACACACACACACACUCAGUUUAAGUUUAGACUAAAGACUCAUGUUUUCAUCCAGGCAUACACCUAAUUUAUCCCUCAACUCAUAGUUACACUGCAUUAGUCAGGUCUGCCGAAACCGGAAACACUUCUCAUAUUCUAUAAAUCUACAUUAAAGUGAAUGGCAUCUACGCUAAUAUUAUUAUAUUUGUUUCCCUGUCUCAACCUCGUGAUACAUAUCCUGAGGUUACCAAAGCCUGCCAGAUCCAGCUCCGAUCCUGCCUGAUGUCCCACUGAUAGGCGUCACUGAGUGAUGAUGACUAACUGCAGCCUAUGCCAGCCAGACAGCACUUCAGUCUACUAUGAUGGACUUCACAGAGGAUGAUCUGCUGCCAACUCCAACCAUAAGACAUGGGAUACUUCACUGGCCACUGCCUGAACCUUGGACUUAAGAUGGACUUUACUGGAAAUGAACUGCCCAAGCUUCCAGCCGGACUGCGAUGCCCAUCACUGACCUCUGCCUACAUCAUCUUGGUUAAAGGAUGGACUACACUUUCCUAAAAUGAAAUACAUACACUCCCGGGCAAAAAAAAAUGGACCAAGCCCAAAAUGGUAAACAUUAAGCUUUCAAUGGUCUACACAGCAAAUCAUUGGUCAGGAAAUGAGCAAGAAUUAAACAAAUGCACUCCUGGUGCACUUCUGUGCCACCAUUUGCUCAUUAACAUUUGCUGCAGUGAACUGUUUGGGAAAAAGAUGGAAACAGGGAAUUGGAAAAGGUAAUGUCAGGCACAUCCGAGAGACAGGUCAAGAUAGAGUAACUUGUGGAUCAGUGUUGACUCAAGAUGCGAACUGUUUCAAACGAUUCAGUCCGAUUUGGUGAACUAGUUCAACUCGUUCACUAAAAAGAACCGGUUCAAAAGAACGAUUCGUUCACGAACUGGACAUCACUAGUGACGUCACCUCCCCACUUCGAAUGAUGGCUAGAGGAGGAGCUGUCGAUCAAGAACUAGUGGACGCAAAACACCCCCUGAUUUACAUGAAACUCUACUCACAAGUUUUGGAAAACCAAGGGCAGAACUUGGAAACAAACGCAAAGAAAAAUACAGCAGGGGUUAUCUGAGUUACCGUAGCCUUUCUGUCAGCUCGUCCAGUCUGGCCAUUCUCCGUUGACCUCUCUCAUCAACAAGGCGUAUCCGUCCACAGAACUGCCACUCACUGGAUGUCUUUUGUUUUUGGCACCAUUCUGAGGAAACACUAGAGACUGUUGUGCAUGAAAAUCCCAGGAGAUCAGCAGUUACAGAAAUACUCAAACCAGCCCAUCUGGUACCAACAAACAUGCCACGAUCAAAAUCGGUGUUUGAGCUUCACUCUGGGCCGAAGCCGUUGGUGUUUGUGCUUCAUUCAUUUCUCUCUGCCAAACUGGCACGUUUGGGACUGCUUACGUAAAACCAAAAGAAAAAAAUGCCGGUUAUUUUGAUUUAUAGCUAGUGUUUUUUUUUUUGCUCAAUCAGUUUUUCAGAAUUCUGCUUCUUUGUUAGCGGAGUAGCCAAACACAUUGCUGAAUGAUUGGUGUGUGUGUGUGACUUUUUUUUUUAAUGCAAAACACAAUCCCAUUUUCCUCAUAUCAAGAAAACUAGUUGUGCCUUCUCAUCUAGAGUCAAGCUUUUACAAAUAUUUUUCCAGGCUUUAAGGUCACAGUUAAGCAUUGCAGGAUAACCCAAAUCCAUCUAUUAUUCUUGUAUUUAUUUAUGUUUGUUUUAUAUGUAUUUCGUGUGUGUGUGUGUGUGUGUGUAUGUGUGUAUAUAUAUAUAUAUAUAUAUAUAUAUAUAUAUAUAUGUUUAUAUGUUUUGCAUGGCAAUGGCUGUUACGUCUAACAGUAUAUUUUAUAAAUGUAAUAUGACUAUAAAUAUGCAUCAUUGUAAUGUACACCAGCUGUUUAUGCAGAUAUGUAGAGAAUUUAAGCUUUAAUAACAUUUCAAAUCAAUUUCCCCCACUUAAGAAAAAAAAUGGGCCCUAUUUAAAGAGCGCAAGCGUUAAGGGCAGCACAAUGCCUUAAGUCAUAAGCACAAAGCUAAUGGGCAUGGCCAUGAAGUUUUGGUAUUUUCAUGCAAGCAUGUGCUAAGUCUAGGCGCAAGUGGGUUUGGCGAAAUAUUUCUAAAUUCAAAUUACACUUCAACGAAAACAAAUAUAAUCAAAAUAAGGAAGUGGUCAAACAAAUAAUACCAAAUCCAAACAUUUAACUCUCUCCAACUUCUUACACCGGCCCAUUUUGCAGUGACUUAAAAUCACUCUACGACAAUGGGAGGAAAAAUACCAAUAUAAAUCAGAUCAUAAACAAAAUUGUAAAUAUAAACAAUAAUAAUAAUUAAAAAAUAAUCCAUGAUAUGUAGAUAAUUUUAAAACAAUCUCAUUUUUUUUUUUUUUUUAUUAAAACUGCUAAGACAGUGAUUGUCAACGCACCCACCCAUGGCCACUUGCACUUUGCGCAGUCACGAAAAUUGCACUUAGAAUUAGCACUUUCACGAAAAUUGGAUAAGAUGUUUUAUAGGGGCCUUUAGCCCCUGCAACAGGGGGGCUUUUACCCUAAAUACUAUCCUUUCACUUACAAUUUUUAGUGCAUUGUUGACAAACAUGUGUUUAGGUAAGUGCUGUGGUAGUUUUGUUGCCAUUUAGUGUUUUGGAAGAAAAUAAAAUCAAGGAGCCUUUUACCCCAUGGGGCCUUUAGCCCUGUUGUACCCUAAGGUUUUGCUUUUUUUAAUUGGAAUAAUUCAUUUCUCAGCAUAUUUAGAAAUAAUGUAUUUUAUAUCUGUUCAUAUGUUUUUGGCUCAUUUAUGACCAAACCAGCACCAGGCCUUAAAAUGAUUAAUUGUACAUUGAACGUGCACUCCUUGAAGGUGUUUUUCAAUGCCACCUAGCGGCAUAAAUACAGCAUCAUGCAAAAACAGAACUUCUCUGUUAUCGAUGUCAUUAUUGAAGUGUACAGAGCCCCCGUAAGCUUCCUCGUCUAACUCAACAUUAAAUCUAAGCAAAAACUCAACAUAAAAAAAACCUGCAAAGACCUAACCACCUUGGCAACUUUAGCAAAACUUCUUGAAAUGUCACUCUACCAACUAGAGCUUCUUUACCAUUGCCAUUUCUGAGCAUAUGGGGGCCCUAAGCAAAUUCCUACUUGGAGGCCAUACCCCCCAUGACAUGUUUAACGCUUUAUAAUGAGAUCAUCAAAUGGCUGCAGGGCUCUGCGUCGGGGUGGACGAUAUGCUAGUAUAAACGUGUUAACUGCUUGAAAUGUUCAAGUAUAGCGGUCAUGCAAAAUCCCACCGCAUGACAAAGAAUGCAUGUUCCAAAAAAUAAUUAUAUUGUAAUUAUCAUAUUAUUUUUAUCAGUCUUUUGCUUUAUUUUACUGUACUUGUGCUUUAUUUUUGCAUUUCUCACGGCCUUGGAUGAUAGUGCUCCACUCUCUCGCACGCACCCGCGACCAAGCACAGUGUGCCGGGAGAGGGAUAGUUUUAACACACAAAACUGGAAAACGCUUUCUCGAUUAAUCAGCACAAAUCUGAUUGGCUGGUUCGAUGGAACUUCCGACAGUAGACGCACACAGGAUGUUUCAUCAGUCCACCUGGAAGCUGAGUUGUGUUCACAAUGUUCUACAUUGAUAGAAUGAGCACUUUUGAGGAUGAAAUAAUAACAGAAUUUGCCCAAGUUUGACAGGUUAGUGACAUCAAAUCUUUUAAAGAUAUGUAGAGUUUCAUUGGAGGCACAUAGCAGAAAGUGAAGCAGAUAAUCACUAGCAGAUCCGCAUUUUCUGCUGUGUUUACUUGGUGGCUGCAGUGUGUACGUGGCAUAGGAAAGGCAUAGAGAUGAGAUAUACAAAAGCCCCACUUCCCUUAGUUACUGACACCUUCAAGCUUUCCUGUCGGCAUCUGUUUUGCCACAAAGCACAGAGAAGUGAUCACACUGAGUAAAUUACCUCAGCAAAUAUUAUAUAACACAUUGCAAAAUAGUUUGGCUCCAUUGAGAAGUAGUUUGCCCUCCCUUGCUAAAUACAGUAGUUUGAAAGUCUCCUUUCAAGAUGGUUACUCGAGACAGAUUUUGUCUCAUCUGUCUUCUGGACUGAUUUGUGUUGAUCAGCCUGAAAGAUGCAUACUUUCAUGUGUAGAUAGUCCCUCAUCACAGGCCAUUCUUGAGAUAUCACCUUUGAGGGCACUGCCUAUCAGUUCUCAUGAAUUUGCACCCAGCACCACAUGUAGAAUAAAGCAGCUUUUCUCUAAGACUGAUAUGACGAGUUUCCAACUCCUUUUAAACAUAUUUUUCAAAAACACUAUUCUAUGAUUUUGAUUUAUUUUUGUUUAAAAGUUUAGCUAUUUGCAAACUCAACUGAUGAGUGCACCUUCAAUGUACGGCUUGUGCUUUAGAUGAGCAUUUAGCCUGUAUUAGCACUGAUAUGUGCAGGGUUGGGGAGUAACUGAAUACAUGUAACAGGAUUACAUAUUUAAAAUGCAAAAUAUUAGUAACUGUAUUCCACUACAGUUACAAUUUAAAUCAUUGGUAAUCAGAAUACAGUUACAUUCAAAAAGUAUUUUGAUUACUGAAGAGAUUACUUUGCAUUUUAUUGUCAUUUGUUUCAUUUAAUAUUUAGUCCUUUCAGAUGAAAAACAUUUAUACAUAUAAAUGAUGUGAUCCAAAGUAAAUUUGAACAGUGGUGAAACACUUUCUUAUGAUGUGUUACAUUCAUAUGAGCAGACAGAGAAGUAAGUUUGAAGUAAGUCUGGAGCAGAAGAAAUAGAAAUAAACCUUGUGUAAAUUGUCAGCUUUAUGCUAAGCUAAAAUGCUAUUUCUAGCCAUUUUAUAUGCACGUUACCAGGCACGAUCAUAUUUUUUAUCAAGAAAAUUCCCGUUAGAUCAUAAUUAAUUUUUUUUCUAGUUGAUAUUAGAGGAAAAUCAUAUUCUUGAUGAUAAUUUUUUUGUUUUCCUGUAAAAAUAUCUAAAAAUCCUUAAAACAAGAUCAAUUUGAUUUAUCUUGUUUUAGAAACAACACUGCAUAAGAUAUUUAGGUUUUGCAGAGAAUGUAUUUUUAAUGUGUAUUUUGUCAUACUGUACUGGCAGAGUUUUAAUAGUCAAAAAAUCUACCAGUGCUGAAGAAGUAAUCCAAAGUAUUUAGAAUACAUUACUGACCUUGAGUAAUCUAACGGAAUAUGUUACAAAUUACAUUUAACAGCAUGUAAUCUGUAGUGUUUGAAGUAUGUUGAAGUAAAUUCACUUGGCCUGAGGAUUAUAUACAGCAAUUAUAGCAUCAUUAUACAGUAUAUCCUUUAAGAUUUUAGCAUUUUAUUUAAUGCAUGCAAUGCAGAUACAAUCCUAUGCAAUUUUGCUAGUUUAAUUGCAUUAGGCAACUUGCACAGUAUUUCUAUGUUUAUUGGGACUAUAACAAGUGAGUUGGUUGGGUCCAUUAAAAAUGAAAAAGUUAAAAUGCACUAUGUGUGAAUGUGGCAGGGCGGAGGGUGGGGCCGGGUCGUGAUUCUGAACACCCGGCCCCUAUCUAGGCUGAUUAAGCCUGAGAGGCAUAAGGCCGACCGGAGACGGCAGUGCGACAGAGAGAGAGUUACGGACAACUGUCCGACACUUGUGUGUGUUUGGUUCAGUUUAUUAUUCAAAUAUUCUUUAUAUUGUCAAGCCGGUUCUUGCCUCCUUUCCAUUGAAUGCGUUACAGUGUAUAAGGACCACACAUGCAAAAUCUGUGAUGACUUUUAAGUGACCUUAACCAUUUAUAGUCUAUUGUACAUAUUAACCCCAGAAAUAUUUCACAAUCAGAGAGACAAACAGUUUUUUUUUUUACCCACAUGGUGGGCUUUAGUGGCUCUUAAGUCUCCAUUAAAAUAGAAGAUGUUAUGCUUUAGACUGGCAUUCUAUGGUUAUUCUAUUACUGAUCUGGAAAAUUUUUGGACAUAUGAAGUGAUGUUGCAUGUUUUCCAUGUACGUGAUUAGGUCAAGCCUCUUACUGAAGAUUGUACUGUGCGUUCUCUUAUUUAUGAAAUUGUUAACAAAUGAACGAUUGCCCAGGAUAAUAAAUUGCACUUGCAUAAGUCAGAUGUUUGAACCUGUCAGUCGGAUAUUUAACAUGACCAAUGCUUCAGACUAUGAAUGUACUUGAUAUAAAGCUUUCUUUUAAAGUCCAAAGUUCACUUGUGGCAGCUUGCAGUAAACAAUCAAAUGCAAAUCUAUACAUGUAUGAUACGCUCACAGCCUAUAACCUAAAGCUAUGCAAUAUGUCUAUAUGUAAAUGUCUCAUAUAAAUAAACACAUAUGUUCAUUAAA
This is a messenger RNA of Myxocyprinus asiaticus (Chinese sucker), 11195 nucleotides long. Its product is annotated as beta-2-syntrophin-like. The transcript has 9 exons. Bases 218 to 1819 code for a protein of 533 amino acids. The record is from RefSeq and is a predicted model, not a curated record. Lineage: Eukaryota; Metazoa; Chordata; Actinopteri; Cypriniformes; Catostomidae. Gene Ontology annotation, molecular function: protein binding; structural molecule activity. Gene Ontology annotation, cellular component: intracellular anatomical structure; dystrophin-associated glycoprotein complex; synapse.